GAGAGCCAGAGCAGCAGGCAAGGCAGCCAUAAGAUGACACAGACGGAGAGAGGAGUGCACAUAGACGUGUGUGGGUCUUACUCUAAGGUGACGGCUUCUGCCUUCACAGUCAUCUCUAAUAGACCAGGACCUGCAUCAAGGUGUAGGGUACAGGCAGGUGUAGGGUACAGGCAGGUGUAGGGUACAGACAGGUGUAGGGUACAGGCAGGUGUAGGGUACAGGCAGGUGUAGGGUACAGGCAGGUGUAGGGUACAGACAAGGUAGGUGAGGGUGCUGGGGUAGAGGCACCACAGGCAGGUGUAGGGUACAGACAGGUGUAGGGUACAGGCAGGUGUAGGGUACAGACAGGUAUAAGGUACAGACAGGUGUAGGGUACAGGCAGGUGUAGGGUACAGGCAGGUGUAGGGUACAGACAGGUGUAGGGUACAGACAGGGUAGGUGUGGGUGCUGGGGUAGGGGCACCACAGGCAGGUGUAGGGUACAGACAGGUGUAAGGUACAGACAGGGUAGGUGUGGGUGCUGGGGUAGGGGCACCAGAGGCAGGGUUGAGGUACCCGCGGGUGCUGGCCGCCAGUCACCCCUCAGCUGCAGGACGGGGCGGGUGUACUGCAUGUUCUUCCCGCCAUACAUGUGACUACACACCUGUACAACCAGUACUAAGAUGUAUUAUCCGGUUUAGAGUACUUUGUGCGUCUCGCUGAUAUGAUGGGCGUCAGUUAGUGAAAGUGGGCAGAGAGCGUCAUGCCUGGGCCACCCCCGCUCAUCCAGGCCGCCCUUGCCGCUAGUGUGGCCACAGGGGGUGGCACGCUACCCUUCACGCCUCCAAUACACUUCGUACCCCCUGCCUAUUUCCCCCCCGCUGCCCAUGAGUCGGUGCUGCACUACACCUUCCCCUCAGAGGCCGACACCCUCGCUUAUGUCGACGCUCUCAAGCACUCCGACCUCAGCGACUGGCGCUCCUUACAGGAGGUUGCAGCGCGGGCGGGCGCUGGGUCAUGUUCGGGAGCGGUGACGACGUCUGUGUUGACAGCGCUGUACCUGCUGGGGCUGUUUAACCUGUGUGUGGCGUCACCAGCCUCCUGCUGUGUUCCUCCCGCCGCUGGACGACGACGGAGACGCAGGACGGUGGACCCAACGUUACCACCGCUACUCAACAACCUCCAGUACAACCUCUCCAGCCUCUCCCUUGAACAGUUCCGCGCUCUGCCCCACGUCACCACUCCCGACGGCGGCCGCGUCCCUCUCCACAUCUCCGUUGUCGAACAGGUUCGCAAGUUAUGGGAUUCGAACCCACGGCUGCUAUCGUCAGUGUCGUGUUCUUCAGCGACGGAGUCAGUGCGGUCAUCAUUCAUCUCGCUGAGCGGGGUGGCGUCGGGCAUCAUCCUGGCGUACAGUGUGGCUCAGCUCUCACAGUGCUACCCUGACCACACCCCGGACCCCAGCAUCCCCCCCAAGAUCUGGUUCUUCCCCAUCCCCAGGACUGCCUCCCACAACCCCGUCCCCAUGCUCCCCAGGCAGAUACCAGUCCCAGUUCUGGCGGCAGGUGAGGAUGAGGUCGACGAUGGCUGUGAUAGGGACGAGGUCCCACUGGGACUCGACCGCUGCGCUCUCCUGCUGUCCUCGGAGCCCUGCCCCUACAAGCACUGGGUCCUCCUUAACAAGGACACACGGAAGGGGGAAUGUGUACCACGGUUGUGUGCCGACAACUUUGUGUAUACUGAAGCAGAUCAGAUGUGCCACGAUGUUAAUGAGCCCGGGAUGUGUCCGGGCAACAGACGCCUCUACCUCACAGCCUCGGGAAAAGCUGUUUGUGACUGUCCAGAAGGUAUGUUCCCUGGGCCACAAGACACCUGUUACUUCCUCUACGAGCCGGCCUACUGCCAGCAAGGUUCAGUGCUUCAGUUUGACAAGACCACCAAGACCCUUACCUGCAAGGCUGACCCCUGUGGCAACAUUAACAUGCACCUCUGGCCCGAUGAUCUCCCGUAUGCCCCACGAAAGGACGGUUUCUGCUACCAGUUCAAUGAGCAAGGACCCUGCAAGCGAGGACAGAGGUUUGGUUAUGACACUGACCAGCUGGAGGCUACCUGUGUUUCUCUGCAGGAGGCCGGACUCACUCGGCCCCGCAGGUCCUUCAUGUUCCACCAGAUGUCCUUCCCUGCUGCCCAAGACCAACGAUACGACCACUAUCAGGUGUCGUAUAUCAUUAUGAAUGGAACUACAUGGGAUCUGGAAGUGAAGGGUAUCAAAAGGAAAAGAAGGGACAUCUCUAGGGCCUCUGUGGGAGGUCCUCAUUUCCUGCACUCUGGUCACAUGGUUGUGCCUUUCCUGGACACUCGGGACAUCCCCCGUGACCUCUACCCAAUAAAAAAAUUGCGUCAUCCCCGCUGGGUGGCUCGCAGAAGAACCAGGAGGGGUAAGAACCACUCCCGUCGCCACUUAAAAAUCCGUAACCAAAGAAGCCAUGGCAAUGGUAGCCACUCUACUAUUAUUACAGAUGGAGCUCUCAACUUGUCCUUAGGUCUGGGUGGUGGAGGAGCACAAGAGAACUCACGAAGAAGGAGUACAGCCCAACACAGAGCACGGUCAAGGAGUAGGAAGAAUAGGGGACAAGGCACUACAAAAGGCCAAACACAUACCAUUAGAGAGCAUAGUGUCCCGUGGCCGUCUGGCAACACCACUAAGCACGAGAACUUUGAUCACAGCGGUAUUGUCAAGGUGAACCAGACGGCACUGGCAGCCCCAGUCGUGGUCCAGCAGACCAUCCCAUCAAAGACCAGAAAUGGACAAUCAGCCCUACACAGUGAGCACAGACAGAAUACUAGUUCCAGUGGUCAUAAAGGUAAGAAAGGUCGUGGUCGUAGGAAGAAAGGUCAUGGAGCAAAUGACAAGAAGAAAAAAGAUCACAGGCGUGGCUCAAGGCGUGGUCGCAAGAGAAAGAAGAGACCUAAUGUGUCAAAGAAUUCCACCCAGACAAAGCGGAAACGGAAAAACCCCAAGUUACCAUUUCGUGUGCCAACUCUGUCGCCACCAACAGAAGGGAACGCAUCUACCACCACUGUAGAAAACACUGCAAGGGUUAUUACUAAUGUCAGUUCUGGUAAUACUGGCAUCAGCAAAGGUGCUAAAGCACCUAAAGGUGAAUUUUCAGAAGAUGAACUAGAUGCUGAAGAAGAGUCACAGCAGUCAUCCUCAUCAGAGAUAUCCCUACCCAAGUACCUGCGUCACCGUGGCAGGCGACAGCUGGGGGAAGGUGGUGGCAUCAUACAAGCACCUUUGCUGAGUGCUUGCAAACCUGGUGCCAAGAGGGAUUACAAUUACAAGUGUCGCCCAAAAUUUAUACCCCAAGAGAGGGAUCGACGAGGAACAGGAAGUGUGGGAUCCCGCAGCAAGCUCACACCUCGCCCACCCAGGAUAUCUUGCCCAGAGGGUACGCGUCUGGAUCCCCGAGGGAAGUGUCAGCAGGUGAGCUGAUUUGAUCACGAGUUGUCAGCCUCCUGGUGGGACCCUUCACCUGGGUGUGUCACCAGUCAUCAGCCUCCUGGUGGGACCCUUCACCUGGGUGUGUCACCAGUCAUCAGCCUCCUGGUGGGACCCUUCACCUGGGUGUGUCACCAGUCAUCAGCCUCCUGGUGGGACCCUUCACCUGGGUGUGUCACCAGUCAUCAGCCUCCUGGUAGGACCCUUCACCUGGGUGUCACCAGUCAUCAGCCUCCUGGUGGGACCCUUCACCUGGGUGUGUCACCAGUCAUCAGCCUCCUGGUGGGACCCUUCACCUGUGUGUCACCAGUCAUCAGCCUCCUGGUAGGACCCUUCACCUGGGUGUCACCAGUCAUCAGCCUCCUGGUGGGACCCUUCACCUGGGUGUGUCACCAGUCAUCAGCCUCCUGGUAGGACCCUUCACCUGUGUGUCACCAGUCAUCAGCCUCCUGGUGGGACCCUUCACCUGGGUGUGUCACCAGUCAUCAGCCUCCUGGUGGGACCCUUCACCUGGGUGUGUCACCAGUCAUCAGCCUCCUGGUGGGACCCUUCACCUGGGUGUGUCACCAGUCAUCAGCCUCCUGGUGGGACCCUUCACCUGUGUGUCACCAGUCAUCAGCCUCCUGGUAGGACCCUUCACCUGGGUGUCACCAGUCAUCAGCCUCCUGGUGGGACCCUUCACCUGGGUGUGUCACCAGUCAUCAGCCUCCUGGUGGGACCCUUCACCUGUGUGUCACCAGUCAUCAGCCUCCUGGUAGGACCCUUCACCUGGGUGUCACCAGUCAUCAGCCUCCUGGCGGGACCCUUCACCUGGGUGUGUCACCAGUCAUCAGCCUCCUGGUAGGACCCUUCACCUGUGUGUCACCAGUCAUCAGCCUCCUGGUGGGACCCUUCACCUGGGUGUGUCACCAGUCAUCAGCCUCCUGGUGGGACCCUUCACCUGGGUGUGUCACCAGUCAUCAGCCUCCUGGUGGGACCCUUCACCUGGGUGUGUCACCAGUCAUCAGCCUCCUGGUGGGACCCUUCACCUGGGUGUGUCACCAGUCAUCAGCCUCCUGGUGGGACCCUUCACCUGGGUGUGUCACCAGUCAUCAGCCUCCUGGUAGGACCCUUCACCUGGGUGUCACCAGUCAUCAGCCUCCUGGUGGGACCCUUCACCUGGGUGUGUCACCAGUCAUCAGCCUCCUGGUGGGACCCUUCACCUGUGUGUCACCAGUCAUCAGCCUCCUGGUAGGACCCUUCACCUGGGUGUCACCAGUCAUCAGCCUCCUGGUGGGACCCUUCACCUGGGUGUGUCACCAGUCAUCAGCCUCCUGGUAGGACCCUUCACCUGUGUGUCACCAGUCAUCAGCCUCCUGGUGGGACCCUUCACCUGGGUGUGUCACCAGUCAUCAGCCUCCUGGUGGGACCCUUCACCUGGGUGUGUCACCAGUCAUCAGCCUCCUGGUGGGACCCUUCACCUGGGUGUGUCACCAGUCAUCAGCCUCCUGGUGGGACCCUUCACCUGUGUGUCACCAGUCAUCAGCCUCCUGGUAGGACCCUUCACCUGGGUGUCACCAGUCAUCAGCCUCCUGGUGGGACCCUUCACCUGGGUGUGUCACCAGUCAUCAGCCUCCUGGUGGGACCCUUCACCUGUGUGUCACCAGUCAUCAGCCUCCUGGUAGGACCCUUCACCUGGGUGUCACCAGUCAUCAGCCUCCUGGCGGGACCCUUCACCUGGGUGUGUCACCAGUCAUCAGCCUCCUGGUAGGACCCUUCACCUGUGUGUCACCAGUCAUCAGCCUCCUGGUGGGACCCUUCACCUGGGUGUGUCACCAGUCAUCAGCCUCCUGGUGGGACCCUUCACCUGGGUGUGUCACCAGUCAUCAGCCUCCUGGUGGGACCCUUCACCUGUGUGUGUCACCAGUCAUCAGCCUCCUGGUGGGACCCUUCACCUGGGUGUAUCACCAGUCAUCAGCCUCCUGGUGGGAUCCUUCACCUGGGUGUAUCACCAGUCAUCAGCCUCCUGGUAGGACCCUUCACCUGGGUGUGUCACCAGUCAUCAGCCUCCUGGUGGGACCCUUCACUUGGGUGUGUCACCAGUCAUCAGCCUCUUGGUGGGACCCUUCACCUGGGUGUAUCACCAGUCAUCAGCCUCCUGGUGGGACCCUUCACCUGGGUGUGUCACCAGUCAUCAGCCUCCUGGUGGGACCCUUCACCUGGGUAGAUCACAUCCUUCUAGCAAGAACCUUCACCUUGACAUAGGCUGUGAUAUAUCACCAUGAUUGCCAGCAAACUCUUGCUGGUGAUCUCCCGCAUCUUAAUCACGAUGAUUAAAUAAGAAUCCUCAUUAAAUUUAAGGGAUUACUAGUCUUAUAUAAACACACAGCAUUUUCUGGUCUUCUGAUACAAUUGGCUGCAUUAUCUUGGUGAAUGUAAAGAAACAAAGCUGGACCAGCGAGUGAUGGAACAGUCUUCCUCAUCUCUAUUGGUGACUGACACUAGUCAUCAUCCUGGUACUACUGGGCAACUUCACAGCUUGAUCUUGUGGCAUCUCUGAUGGAAGGCCAAAUCCCAUCAUCAUCCAUAUUAUGUACGGGUCAGCCAUCACUAAAGGGUUAACUUGGGCUGUUUUCCCUCUAUACCUGCUGCUACUCAAAGACCUUGCAUCAGCCUCGUAAGUUUACCAAGUGUUGUUAUCCUUGCAUUACACAUGCUAGAAAAUACCUAAUUAUUGUUAAUGCAGUAAGUAAAUUUCUCACUGACAUGACAGUUGCAGAAAAUGAGUUAAUUUACCCGAUACAAAACAGCCAUGUUUUAAAUGUUAAAAGUUAAUCAAUUUGUCGGGUUUUAAGGACAUGCUUGAGCCUGGUGAUCAUAGUGUGACAAGCAGAAAUAUGAUGAUGUGAGCACCAGAUACUGAUACUGUAACUAAGACUUCCUGAAAUUAUCUUAAGGUCAGAAAAUGUACAUUCAUAUAUACAUUACCUCAUUUAAUCAUAGCUUUACUUCCAUUAAAUUUUACAACAAAAAUGGGCAUGACACAUUAGUUUGUAAAACGUAAUGGAUAAUUUAAUUGGUAUCUUUAAUCUAACUUAUGAUGGCCAAAUGUUGGUUCUUUUUAUACUAAAUGUUGCCACAUUACAGAUUGAAUGUCAUAGUCUUUGCAAUUUAGAUUAAGUAGCAUGGAAUAUGCAACUUGAAAUUAAUAAAUUUACUGUAUCAA
This is a messenger RNA of Procambarus clarkii (red swamp crayfish), 6685 nucleotides long. The record is from RefSeq and is a predicted model, not a curated record. NCBI's taxonomy places the organism in Eukaryota, Metazoa, Arthropoda, Malacostraca, Decapoda, Cambaridae.